AUGACACCGACUAUUUACGGCAUGUUCGAACCUAACACUGGCAGCUGGCAGUAUGUUAUUGCUGAUACAGCUACCAUGAUGGCUGCUAUCGUUGAUCCAGUUCUAGACUAUGAUCCCGUCACUCAGACCUUGACCGACCGCGCCGCCAACUCUUUGGUCAUUUUUAUCAAAGAGCUUGGCUUAAGAGUCGACAAGAUCCUUGAAACCCACAUCCCCGAAGAUCAUGUAUCGGCAGCGCCCUAUCUUCAGCGUUGGUUUGCCUGCGAUCAAGGGUAUAUACCACCCAUUUAUUUGUCGCGCCGUGUGAAAGAACAUUUAAAUGCGGUCAAGCCUAAUGAGAAACCCUGUCGAGAGGAAUACCGCGGCUCCUGCCUGAAGUUUUUGACGGACGAAGAAACAUUCAAUAUUGGUGAGCUCGAAGUUGUGGCUGUUCCCCUUCAAGGACAUAGCCCUCAUCACCUUGGCUAUAAGAUUGGUGAUAAUGUCCUUUGUGGAGAUACCGUCCUCCACCCUGAUAUUGGCACUGCACGUGGUGACCUCCCUGGCGGCAAUGCCCACGAACUUUUCGAAUCAUUCUUCCGGGAGGGCGCGAGCCUGUAG
Messenger RNA from Penicillium cinerascens, 600 nucleotides. RefSeq lists its product as uncharacterized. Gene Ontology annotation, molecular function: sulfur dioxygenase activity. NCBI's taxonomy places the organism in Eukaryota, Fungi, Ascomycota, Eurotiomycetes, Eurotiales, Aspergillaceae. Gene Ontology annotation, biological process: hydrogen sulfide metabolic process; glutathione metabolic process. The transcript is spliced from 3 exons. The record is from RefSeq and is a predicted model, not a curated record. Bases 1 to 600 code for a protein of 199 amino acids.